Guillardia theta CCMP2712 is the source of this 2091-nucleotide messenger RNA. RefSeq lists its product as hypothetical. The record is from RefSeq and is a predicted model, not a curated record. The transcript has 14 exons. Bases 1 to 2091 code for a protein of 696 amino acids. Lineage: Eukaryota; Cryptophyceae; Pyrenomonadales; Geminigeraceae.
AUGGGAACAAGAGCAACAAAGGGAGUGUUGGUCCUUCUCGCCUUGUGUCUGCAUCUGCAUCAGAAUCAAUGCGGAGGACAAAAAUGCAGGAGCAGCCAAAUCUUGACGGGACUGCGUUCCUCAUGUCUGCUCUCGCUCUCGCCCUCCCUCCAGCUGCGAGGAGGUAAAGCGGUCAAGGCGCGGAGGACUAGCGAUGAGAGGAGGAGCAAGGCGGGAGACUCGGGCUCGCACGUCUCCGAUGCUGCUGGGGAGGAGGAUGACACGUCGGACUCACAAGGAUCCCCACAGUGGCUAGAGGACAUGGUCAAUGCAACCAAGAGGAAGAGAAGGAAGGCGCUGAGAGGAGACGACCUCGUUGCCCAGUUCCUGGCAUACAACUCUGACUUCUCAGGGUCUGAAUCGUCGAUGCAUACCAGCGACAUGUCCGAGGGCUACGGGCCCAACGCCACUCAGGAGACGGUGAUGGCGAAGCUGGAGGAGAUGGAGGCGAAGGUGGAUGAAAUCGAGGAGAAGAACAACCAGCACAUUCAGGGGUGUGAAGCCUGUCGGACUCACUACUCCAACCUCACGUUCCCCGAGUCCGACAGCCUCAGUACCUCCAACGACGGCGACGAGGAGGUCCUAGAGGAGGUGGAAGCAGAGGAAGUGGAGCUGAGCGAGGGCAAACCUGGUCUCGAACUCUCAGACUCACAGUCGGAAGCCUUGGAGGUUGUGACAUUCCCGUCUCAGCGGUAUCCCACCAUCGCGGAUCUCGCGGAGGGUGACAGCUCGCCAGGACGAGUCGAGCUAGAGCCAGGGGAAUACAACUGGACGACUUUGAUCAGGGUCAACAGCAGCAGGUUCUGGAUGCGAGGGAAGGGAGUCAGCAGGGAGAAGACGUCAAGUCUCUUGAUCAGAAUCUUCGAUGUAGGACGGGGUAUCAACAACCUCUUGCUUCGUUGGCGUCCCAACGAGGAGACCCGAUACGAUGAAAUCGCUAUCUUCGUCGUAGCGACAGUAUGCAACUCCAAGUGGAGGAUUCAGUCCAGCUGCAUCGGAGCUGUGGGGUGUGGAAUACUGGGCUGCAUAGGAGACUCGAGAGUGCUUGUGAACCAGAGUCUUCUUACUGGCAUGCCUGGUCGAUGCUCGAGCACCGUCUUUGGGUUUGAAAGGGAAGUAGACAAGGAAGCGAAAUACAAACUGAUGGCAACGGUGGCUAUUGACGCAAAACACACAUCAAGCGUUGAGGUAGCUGGAAGUGUUGUUCGAUACACUGGACUGUACACGAAUCCAGCUAUCGUUGCGGACGACUCAGUGAGUAUAAACAUCUCCAGCACAAAAAUCCACCACAACAUGGUCGGGGUUGAGGUCUGCCAUCGGGCUUCGGUCAGUCUCUUCAACUGCUCGUUCAGAGCGAACAAGCUCGGUUGCUUCCUUUCCUCCGACGGCUCUGGCGACGCGUCUCUCACUCUCGAGCGCUGCUUGCUCUUUGGGCCCUCCUUGUGGUUCAACUCAGUCCGUCCCGGUCGUAUCCUCGCUCGACGUAACGCCUUCGUCAACAUCUCAGCUUGGUUUCCUUCCCAAGAACCCCCGGGCCCCAACGACACCCAGGCGGUCAACGCGAGCUCAGUUGCUCUCCCACUGGCGCAGCUCGGAGGACUUUACGCGCUGAUGCAGGGAUACGAGGGUGGCGAAGAGGAGGGGAAGGAGGAGGGGACGGGAGAAGCCAAGGAGGAGGAGGAGGAGGAGGAGGAGGAGGAGGAGGAGGAUUUAGGGAGCUACCGCCCAGCUGACGAGGAGCUAAUCGACGGGAUGCCGGACAUAUUCUCUGCGUUUGCCCAUAUCAACCCAUCGGCGAUAGAGCUGGAGGUGACAGGCUCGAGCUUCCACAACGACCUGAUGAAUCGAAGUUUGCGGACUUUCGAGGACGAGAAUUUCCUCUAUGUCAAGGAUGACAACCAGCUGGACUUUGUCAACCCCUCGCACACACUCUCGGCGUUUCCUCUGAGGGACUUGAGACAACACGAUGUGCUGGGGCUGACUUGGCUCACGGAAGAGAGAGAAAAGGCCAUGCGAGAGCUUUUAGAGCAGCUGAGGAAUAACGGGUCCUGA